AUGAUUGGAUGACCCGCGUCAUCAGGCUUCCCAAAUCCCACUGAAGCAACAAAAUGUAGGGCGGUUCGGUCGAAACUCAAAACGCAAAAAUGGCGAAUUUGAGUCUGACCUCUGCAAUGAAGGGAUGCUCUGUGUUGCUUCUGCUAAUUGCCGCCACACUUGUUUCGGCAAAGAAGUCCGGUGAUGUCACGGAGUUACAGAUCGGCGUCAAGUUCAAACCAGCAUCUUGUGAAAUCCAAGCACACAAAGGUGAUAGGGUGAAAGUUCAUUAUCGGGGGAAACUUACUGAUGGAACUGUUUUCGACUCCAGCUUUGAAAGGGGUGACCCAAUUGAAUUCGAACUUGGUAGUGGUCAGGUGAUAAAAGGAUGGGAUCAGGGACUAUUGGGAAUGUGUGUUGGGGAGAAGCGUAAGUUGAAGAUACCUUCAAAGCUGGGUUAUGGAGACCAGGGUUCACCACCUACUAUCCCAGGUGGGGCUACACUUAUAUUUGAUACGGAGCUUGUUGCUGUCAAUGAUAAAGGAUCAGAUGGAGGAGACACCAAUAACAACAACGAGCUAUGAUCACUAUGAUCAAAAGAAUCCAGAUCAUGACCUUUUAGUAGGAGGAGAGAAUUCUAGAUUUGAUACUUUAAUUUUGUUCCCUAGUAUCUUCAAAAACAAAACAUAUGUCUUGUACAAGUAUUUGGGACACCAUUUUAACUCCUUGUUUCACUUAGGUUGAAGUGAUGAGGUUAGAGAAACUUAAAAUUGAUAUUUUAAAGCGAUUCAGAAAACUAAACAAAAAGAUGAAAAUUAUCACCAUUUUGAUCUUUUUCUCAAAGCAAAUAAGUAUUAAUGCAUUCCAAAAACCAAAAUGCUAGGGUGGAUCAGCCAAAGCUUUUUGACUAUAUAGAUAGUGUUGUGAAAUUCUGAACAUACUUCGUGAUAUGCUAUUUUUUUUAACGAUUGAUAGAUCAAUUUGGUACUAAAUUAUCUAAAUAAACCAAACUGCUAGUUUAGUUCUCUUUGUAAUUUUCUUGUUUUAGAUUGUAUUAUUCUAUUUUAAUGUUUGUUGCAAGAUGCAUACUUUCAAAUAUGUUAGGGAAAGCUUUAACUUCAGAAGAUAUGAUGGUUGAUGGCAUCAGGCCUUGUAGAUUGUUUUGGAAAUAUUCCAACAUCCUUAUGAUCCUCGGAAGAUUUGAAGUUAUGUUGAUAGAAGUUCAUGUGUUGCCAAAACAUACCACAUUUUAAAACAAU
Lactuca saligna is the source of this 1238-nucleotide messenger RNA. The record is from the annotation of a GenBank genome assembly. Lineage: Eukaryota; Viridiplantae; Streptophyta; Magnoliopsida; Asterales; Asteraceae.